Aspergillus wentii DTO 134E9 is the source of this 1566-nucleotide messenger RNA. Its product is annotated as putative mitochondrial carrier protein (Rim2). The transcript has a single exon. The record is from RefSeq and is a predicted model, not a curated record. Gene Ontology annotation, biological process: pyrimidine nucleotide import into mitochondrion. Gene Ontology annotation, molecular function: pyrimidine nucleotide transmembrane transporter activity. Gene Ontology annotation, cellular component: mitochondrion. The coding region runs from base 470 to 1411 and encodes 313 amino acids. NCBI's taxonomy places the organism in Eukaryota, Fungi, Ascomycota, Eurotiomycetes, Eurotiales, Aspergillaceae.
GCCUAACAAAACAUUUACCAGAUAGACCUGAUCUGGCCUUUUUUCGUUUUUCUUCUUCGUGUAUACUUUAUUAUUAUAUUAUUAUUAUUAUUUUCAUACCAUUGUCGUUGGAAUAGAUGCUUUAAUUCUAGUGACUCUUUUUCCCUCUCCCCAGACCAAGUGAUCUUGACACGGAACCACCGACUCGACCAGCGUGCAAUCGUCAAGCUUCGUUCAUAUGACUCUCUCAGCGACUUCUCGGGCCAGUGCGCAGGCGCACUUGGCAACUGAUAAUGCUCCCACACAUAUUGGGGCAGGUGCUUUGCAGUCGAGAGAGACCGGCGAGGUCAUGCCUCAACCGAAACAGCCGCCCGUGAACCAGAAGCCUGAAGCGAAACCAUUCGCCCAUUUUGUUGCUGGAGGGUACGUGACGAACAUUUGUGAAGCCUGGUUGAUAUGGAGCUGACUUGAAUUUCUCAGAAUCGGUGGCAUGACUGCAGCGACACUUACCUCUCCUCUCGAUGUCCUGAAAACCCGGUUACAGUCCGACUUUUACCAGUCGCAACUCCAAUCCCUUCGUGCUUCUCAUCCUAUGCCGCCUUCUUCGUCGCUUGCAUCCCUCCCGCGGAGUGCUAUUAUGCAUUUUAGUGAAACAUUCCAGAUUCUCCGCUCGAUACACGUCCACGAGGGGUGGCGCGCCCUGUUCAAGGGUCUGGGUCCGAACUUGAUCGGAGUCGUCCCUGCACGAGCAAUCAACUUUUAUGUGUACGGAAACGGCAAGCGGAUUCUCAGUGAAUAUUUCAACUACCAUGACGCGCAAAAAACACCGGUGGGCGUCCACCUGACGGCUGCCGCAGUGGCAGGAAUUGCCACGGGAACUGCCACCAACCCGAUCUGGCUCGUUAAGACCCGGUUACAGCUCGACAAGUCCAAUGCGGAGAUUGGCAAAGGGCGCCAGUAUACGAACAGCUGGGAUUGCAUCAAGCAAACUGUCCGCCACGAGGGCAUCCGCGGCUUGUACAAGGGUCUUUCUGCUUCCUAUCUGGGAGUCACGGAAUCAACUCUCCAGUGGGUAAUGUACGAGCAGAUGAAGAUGUACCUGUCACGCAGAGAGAUGGCCAAGCGUGCGGAUCCCAACUACACCUAUGGUACCUGGGAUGAUGUGGAAGUGUGGGGUGGCCGCAUCUGCUCUGCGGGUAUGGCGAAACUGGUGGCUGCAGCUGCCACCUACCCUCAUGAGGUUGUCCGCACCCGUCUCAGGCAGGCUCCGACCGUGGCCCUUGGCGAUGGCAAGGUCCAAAUGAAGUACACUGGACUGGUACAGUGCUUCAAGACGGUGUGGGUGGAAGAAGGAAUGGUCGGACUGUACGGUGGACUGACCCCACACUUGCUCCGAGUUGUUCCCUCGGCCGCCAUCAUGUUUGGAAUGUGAGUUGUUCUAUUGUUUCAUGUUUCGUCUCGUUGGGUAGGAUGAUGAUUUGACUGACUGUAAUGAAUAGGUAUGAGUUGAUUUUGCGUGGUUUCGGGACGACAUCAUAAUUUGGAUCCCAACUGACUGAACCUGCACCACCCCUCUCCCACCAUGCU